AUGGUUGAAUCUGGCAGGCUUCUGUACAUUCGCACUCAUCAACAAAGUUUAUGGUGCGGGUCAUAUAAAGGGUUGUCUGACACUUUAACGCGUUGGGAAAUUGCACCUACAACUCAAGGUCGGCGAAUUAUAUUACCGUCUUCUUUCACUGGUGGAGCACGUUACUUGGUGCAGAAUUACCAAGAUGCAAUGGCCAUUUGUGGUUGGAUGGUGCAGAAUUACCAAGAUGCAAUGGCCAUUUGUGGUUGGAUAGGUUUUCCAAAUAAAGAUGCAAUGGCCAUUUGUGGUUGGAUAGGUUUUCCAAAUAUAUUCAUCACUUUUACGUGCAAUCCAAAGUGGCCAGAGAUAAAACGGUUUUUGGAAUGUAGAAAUUUGAAUCCCGAAGAUCGUCCAGAUAUUUUGUGCCAUGUAUUUAAGAUGAAAUUAGAUGCUCUUAUUAAAGAAAUUCGAUCAGGCAUUGUUUUUGGAAAAAAUUGUUGCAGGGUUGUUGUUCUAAGCAUUUCCCAAAAGAAAUUUAUGGAUAAAUCGAUUAUUUAUUGCAAUGGAUAUCUUCUUUACAAGCGACGAGAUAAUGGUAACACAGUUUUGAAAGGUGGUGUUGAGUUGGAUAACAGAUAUGUUGUGCCGCAUAACAGGGUCACAGCCCAAUUCUAUAAGACUGCUGAGUCAACAGAUAAGGAUCAAGUCAUAGAUGAGAUUAAUAUGUACUACGAUUAUCGUUAUAUUUGUCCUUGUGAAGCUGCAUGGCGUCUGUUUGCUUAUGACAUUCGAUUCCAAAAUCCUGCAGUUGAGCGUUUGAGUUUCCAUCUGCCAAAUGAACAAAGUAUUGUGUUUGAUGAUGAUGCUUCUGUGUUAGAUGUACUCCAAAGAGAUACAAUUAAGAACAAUAAGUUCCUAGCUUGGUUUGAAGCUAAUAAGAAAUAUCCCAAUGCUCGAAAGUUGACCUAUAGGGAAAUGCCAAUCCAUUUUGUAUGGAAGCGGAAAGAACGCGAGUGUUUUGAAGAUCUGUGUAUAUUUAAUGGUACCCAGUAUACGAGUUUUCGUGAUGCAUGCUAUGCGCGUGGGUUGAUUUAUGAUAAGAAAGAAUAUAUUGAUGCAAUAUUAGUAGCUAGCCAGUGGUCAACUGCUAAUGCAUUACGCCGCUUAUUUGUUACAUUGCUUACGUCGAAAUCGAUUAGCCAUCCAGAAAAUGUAUGGAAUGCAACUUGGCAGUAUCUAUAUGUCUGUAUGACAGAUCAGAGAAAAAUAUUGUACGGUCUGAUGGAGGUCGAGAAACUUCUGUCUAUGUGGAAUCAAAGUUUGAAGGACUACCCCCAUAUGCCAAUACCUGAUUGGUCUCAAAUUGAAACUUUGCAAAAUCGGUUGAUUUUGGAAGAACUGUCAUAUGACUUAGAUCAAUUGCGCAAGGAACAUGACUUGAUGGUUGUAAAACUUACUGAUGAGCACCGACAUGUCUACGAUCAGGUUUUGACUGUUGUGUUUAGUGUUAAUGGAGGAUUUUUCUUUGUCUACGGUUGCGGUGGUACGGGUAAAACAUUUGUUUGGCGCACACUGUUUGUUGAUCUACGUUUAGAGUGGAAGAUUGUACUGAAUGUAGCCUCCAGUGGAAUUGCUUCGCUGUUAAUGCCUGGGGGUCGAACAACACAUUCUCGGUUUGCCAUUCCAAUUAUUGUCAAUGAGGAUUCUACGUGCAAUAUUUCACAAGGAAGUGAUCUGGCAGAGCUUAUUAUUAAAUGCAGCUUGAUUAUUUGGGAUGAGGCUCCAUGA
Molecule: messenger RNA, 1767 nt
Organism: Ipomoea triloba (trilobed morning glory)
Lineage: Eukaryota; Viridiplantae; Streptophyta; Magnoliopsida; Solanales; Convolvulaceae
Exons: 5
Coding region: 1-1767 (588 amino acids)
Biological process (GO): telomere maintenance; DNA repair
Molecular function (GO): DNA helicase activity
Source: RefSeq, a predicted model, not a curated record